CACCACUGCUCACUUUGGAAUUUGCCUCGUAGUAAUCGCACCAUGGAACGCACGUACAUCAUGAUCAAGCCGGACGGUGUCCAGCGCAACCUCGUGGGCGAGAUCAUCAAGCGCUUCGAGCAGAAGGGCUUCCAGCUCCUCGCCAUGAAGCUCGUCCGCCCGGGCAAGGAGCACCUCCAGGCUCACUACGCCGACCUCGCCGGCAAGGGCUUCUUCAACGGCCUCAUCGAGUACAUGAACUCGGGCCCGGUUGUGGCCAUGGUCUGGGGCGGUGCCAACGUCGUCAAGGAGGGCCGCAAGAUGCUCGGCGCCACCAAGCCGUCCGAGUCGGCCCCCGGCACGAUCCGCGGUGACUACGCCGUCGAAGUCGGCCGCAACAUUUGCCACGGCUCGGACGCCGUCGAGUCGGCCGAACACGAGAUUGCCCUCUGGUUCCCCGAAGGCGUCUGCGAGUGGAACCCCUCGCGCAACGCCUGGGUCUACGAAAACUAAGUGUCGUCGCAGACUCGUCGUUAAGCAUCGGAUGUCUGCCCAUUCAAUGCACCCACGUACCUUAUCCCGUA
This is a messenger RNA of Saprolegnia parasitica CBS 223.65, 563 nucleotides long. RefSeq names its product nucleoside diphosphate kinase B. The transcript has a single exon. Gene Ontology annotation, biological process: GTP biosynthetic process; UTP biosynthetic process; CTP biosynthetic process. Gene Ontology annotation, molecular function: nucleoside diphosphate kinase activity. The record is from RefSeq and is a predicted model, not a curated record. NCBI's taxonomy places the organism in Eukaryota, Oomycota, Saprolegniomycetes, Saprolegniales, Saprolegniaceae. Bases 43 to 492 code for a protein of 149 amino acids.